AGUCAGCAGCUUCACUUCCAGCGCAGUCAGAGUGUUAUCAUCCAUCCUACAGGAGUCCCGCGCCGCUGCAGCCAGCAUGUCAAACUCGGACAGGGUUGUGUUAGCUCUAGGAGGAGCGGGGACAGUGGGCUCUGCGAUAGUUAAAGCACUGCUGGAUAAAGGUUUUAAAGUGGCAGUGAUCUCCAGGGACAGUAGACGGUUGGAGAGACUCCGAUCAUUCAUCUCCCCCAACACAAAGGAUAACCUCAUCACUAUAGAGGGGAAUGUGGGGUCAGAGGAGGGAGCAGAGCUGGCAAAGCAGGCCCUGCUGAAGGAUGCGGGGAAGGUGACUGACAUUGUUUCCUCUUUAGGCUUCAGCUGGUGGCAGGGAGGUCCCCCACACACCCAGUCUCUCAAAGACCUGCACUGGGUAAUUGAGACAUUACUUUUUAGCACAUUUGUGUCAUGGAAGGCCUUCUUCCCUUUGGUGAGGGAUGACGCCGACUGUACCUACACCUUCAUAACAGGAGGAGCAGGAGAAAAGUUGCUGAUGCCUGGUACAGGCUUCCUGACAGUGGGAGCUGCCAGCACCCUGGCCUUCUGCCAGGUACUCCGAGAGGAGUACCCUGAGGUUCCCUGUAAACUGAACCAGGUGAAGAUCGACACAGGUGUAGCCACUCCAGAGCGCAUGGCACCUGGUUACCUAAACCACCUGGAUCUGGGCGAAGCUGUUGCCACCCUUGUGGAAAGGCGAGACACUUCCCAUACCAUCUUCAAUGUCAACUGCCCUGCAGACUUAAAAACUGUCCUUCUGGAGAGGAACAUUUAGACUUGGAAACCCUUCCUCCAGCCCUACCUUGUUGUUACAGGGACACAAUUACCCUUCUUCUACCCCUGCUCAUUCUGAACUCUCCAGUAACACAUUUACAGUGUCCUUGGUCCAAUUGUUUUCUUCCCACACAACUCUGAACCCAAUCCUUGCACAAGUUUAUGUGAAUUGUAUAUUGAUUGUUCUUUGAUCAUUAGCAUCUGUUUUCUCUGCAUGUGAUGUUGUGUGAUGUUUGUAAAAAAAAAACAACCCACAAACACAGGGUUUAUAAUACCCACCUUCUCAUUGUUGCCUGCUUCCAUACAAAUAUUAUCAAACAUUUGUGUACUGACUUAUGCAUUGUUGGAAGACAUGAUAGUCAAAUAUAACACAGCAUUUUCUCCCUGGAUCUGCUAAAUAUUCGUGGUAUAAAACUAGACUUCUUGAGGCCAAACCAUUGGCGAGAGCAGGUGAAGAUUGAGGCGCAGGUCGGAGGAAUUUAUGACUAGAUAUAGAGAAGUUAGCCAAGCUCCCCACUGCCUUUUUAACAACUGGCCAAAACUGAAGAGAGUAUUCGGUUGUAGAUUAUCUGAUUGUAUGUAUCUACAAAUCAUGAUUUAUAGAUAUAGGUAUAGAGUUUUUGACCAUUUGCUGCGCUAUAGAUGCCCAUUUUGUUCUGUAUUAGCAUGCACAAGAGGACGCACAUUUAAACAAUGUAUGGCAAUGACCAUGCUUUAUGCUAUUCCACUGAUUGACAGGUGGCGGUAACUGCUAAGAAACAUAGCCAUUCGCAAGCAAAAAGCAAGGAUUAGGACUGCUAGCUAGCAAACAUAUAUGUAAAUAAUGCAGGUUUUUAAGACCUUGACAAAAAUAUUUUAUGAGAAGGAAAUAAAUGCAUAGAGGAUAUAAAUGCAACAUGUUGAAGACUGGAGGUAAUACAACUCUUACACUUGAUGACCUGAGAUGUUCAGGAAUUUGAGACAGUCUUACAAAGUCUUAAAAAGUUGGGGAUGUUGCAUCUUGAGGCACUUCUAGAUUUAAGACUGAGAUAUUAACAACCUUCUAUGUUGGGGACAUUGAUAUGCUGGAGAAAUUAUGUGUUGUAAAAACAGGACAGGUGAAUUAAUGUCACAUCCUGUGAUCAUUAAGAGGUUCAAUAUGAUUGAAAACAAACUAAUUCAUACUAGGUGUCAUCUAACCACAGCUACAGAGGAAUGUGUUUAUACUUGGUCCAAACGGCCACAUUGGAAGCCUGCCAUCACAGCCUCCAGUGGCUGAAUUCUAUAAAUUAGGAUGACUGUGUACAGUCUCUUGAAGACAUUCAUGGUGCUGCACUUGGUUGUGCAAGUAAAACCUGACUGAAGUAAUUGUGUGAAGAAUGAAAAAAUGGAAAGCUUUAGUGAAUACUUUUUUCAAUGCACACCGUUUUUUCACACCAUUUCAGAUGCAUUUAGUCAAUUUGACAAGCACUUUGUUUGAAGCACACUUACUCCUUAAAGGUCUGGGCAUGCUUGAAAUGAACAAGUUCUAACAACAAUUUAACAAGAGCUCAAAGUCCACCUCCUUUCUCACCUCCACAUCUGGCCAAUCAUUGCAUAAAGUGGGUAUGAUUGUAAGCUUGUUGGUUUCAGAAAGUUUUAACAACUGUCAAACGCACCACCAACACCAAAUUCCAAUGUCAAAUAGGUGUUGGGGGGGAGGGGUUUUCAGAUACUAUUAGAUGAUCCAAACAUGCAGUUCAUGAGAAGCAUACUGACUCCUUGUGGAUGGAGACUAUGGCUCUGAACAGUAUGUCACUGGCAUGGCAUGAUCAACACAAUGUCAGAACCUGCCUGAUUAUAGAUACAAAGGUUAAACAGCACUGUUUGGUCCAUUUUAGCCCUUUUGUAAUGUUUAAGUAAAAAGUAAAGCUUAAAUAUGCAUUGUUUCGCAUUCAAAUACCAAU
Messenger RNA from Xiphias gladius (swordfish), 2732 nucleotides. RefSeq lists its product as uncharacterized. Gene Ontology annotation, cellular component: mitochondrion. Gene Ontology annotation, biological process: fatty acid beta-oxidation. Lineage: Eukaryota; Metazoa; Chordata; Actinopteri; Istiophoriformes; Xiphiidae. Gene Ontology annotation, molecular function: 2,4-dienoyl-CoA reductase (NADPH) activity. Bases 77 to 808 code for a protein of 243 amino acids. The record is from RefSeq and is a predicted model, not a curated record. The transcript has 6 exons.